Messenger RNA from Nematocida parisii ERTm1, 2154 nucleotides. RefSeq lists its product as uncharacterized. The transcript has a single exon. Lineage: Eukaryota; Fungi; Microsporidia. The record is from RefSeq and is a predicted model, not a curated record. Bases 1 to 2142 code for a protein of 713 amino acids.
AUGAAUAAUUCAAAGAAUUCAACUACAAGAAUAGCACAAAAUAUAAAAGAAGUAUUAACAACAAUAAAAGCAAAAGAAUGCACAGUUAAAAGAAGAUUACAAACACUAAAAAACAGCAAUAUUAUAGUUUUAGCAGUGGUAGUGCUUUUUCUGAGGGAGAUAUACUCUUCAACUUCAGAGAUGGUAUCCAGUAUGUUAUCUGUUGUAGAAGAUUAUACAAUAAGUAGUCCAGAAAUAGGUGAUGUGGAAAUUCAUCCAGAUGGAAAUUUGAAUCUAAUGAUGUCAUAUGUGCAUACUAAAAGUGGGCAUAUGAUGAUAUUAAGAUGUUUGAAUACAAACAUAAUGAUGGGGCACCGAAGUGGCAUGGUAACGAUGCAUAACCAACUUAAUAGUGGCAGUACAAAAUACAAUACUGGGGAAGAUAUGCUGAACCCUAUUCUACCAUAUGAAGGGAGCGUGCUGGAGUAUAUUAAAGAACAUCAUGCGGUUCUUCUUUGGCUAUAUGAUUCUAAUGGUAUGAUGUCAUAUAACUCGAAAAAAGAUGAUUUGGCACAUUUGUUUGCAGUGAAUUCUAUCAAUGAAAAACGCAGAAAUAAUUACAUUGAAGGAGACUAUAAGCUAAUGGCUGCAUUAUUUCUUCUAUCAGAAGGUCUUAAGUUGCCUCUUAAGCAUGAAUGCAUUAAUGAUGAACCAAAAAUUACUUUAUACAAGUAUAAUGAAGACGAAGAAAAUACUAUUUUUCAAAUUAAUGACAUACCAUGGAAUAAUAACAAGAAGAAUCAAAGUACACGCGAAUUAAUUAACUUUUUAUUUGAGUACUGCAACAGCCCUGUAUUAGAAGGUGCUGGAUUUAAAGACCCAACCAACUAUGAAGAGUAUGCCACUGGAAAUUUUAUAUACACCCCAGGAUUCCUUAUACGGACCUACAUAUACCAUUAUUUAAAUAAAAUAAAAAGAACAGAACCAAAACUGUUUGUUAAUGCAGUGCAUGAUAUAUUGAGGUUGUAUAUGCCAAAAAAGGAACAAACUAGCGAUAAAACAGAUAUACAGUCUAAAGCAGAGGAGAUAUUCAAAAAGCUCUUUAUGAUUACUAGUAAUUCUGAAUCGGACAUUAAAAAGAAGAAGCGCCUUAUGAUUAGAGACAUAAAAAAUAUAUUAGAAGUAAACAACUUCUUAUAUAACCCUAAUAGUUGCAAUCUUGCUAAAAAAGGGCCCAUUCAAUUGGCUUAUAUGCUUAGCGCAGAUCUUUCUAACAGAGAGAACGAUUCCUUUAUGCGAAUUGCGCUUAAUGACUAUAUGAAAUACUUAUCCGCGCAUAAAAAAUAUAAUAAUGAAGAUGAGAAUGGUAUUGCCAAAUACAUAUUUGAGUUAAGUAAGGAACAAUUUGAAACGUUCUCUAAAAAUAAGCUUAUUGGCAUUAAGCACUGUGUUCCAUAUGCGGGAAUAGCAAACCAAUAUGAUUUAGCUUUUCUACUAAUAGCAAGAGCAUUUAGAAUGAAUCUGAAGAGAACUGACCCUAUAAUGAUGCUAAUUAAGAAUUUGCUAGCAAAUGCAUAUAGGAAAAUCUCUGUUUCUAUCAAUAAUGAACGAGAAUAUUUGGUACAUUAUAUUGCAGGUUUUAUUCUUGAGACAUAUAUUGACGAAAGACCUGAUAUAACUUCUAUUCUAGAUCGGGAGUCAUUGAAGACCGAUGAAAUGCUAGAUAAAUCCAUAAAGAAGCUAAAACCUAUUUCAGAUAUACUUGUAUAUCUGUCAGUUAAGCGUGCAGACUCUGCACUUAUUAAAUUUAUAAUAGCGUAUAGACAGAUGAAAAAUAUAUAUAAUAAUUCACAUUACAUAGGUGAGCUAAUAGAAGAAAACAUGUCUAAACAGGAAAAAAUACAUUUGUUGCAAUGUCUAACUAAAAACGGAUUGGCAAACCAAGUUACAAGUAUAGUAAAUAAAAUCAAGGAUACAAAAGAAAUCAAAAAAUCAAAUGAUGUGCGAGUUGCACUAAAACUCCCAAAUGACCUACUUGGAUUAUUGAAAGUUCUAGAAAACAUAUCCAAUGAUUAUAGAGAUUCCAUAAUAAACGAUAUUAGGCUCUUUCUACCCGUGGAUGGUUAUAAUGAGAUAUUAGAAUUUGAUACUGCGCCCAAAUAAACAAUAAAAGCU